This is a messenger RNA of Saxophila tyrrhenica, 960 nucleotides long. RefSeq lists its product as uncharacterized. NCBI's taxonomy places the organism in Eukaryota, Fungi, Ascomycota, Dothideomycetes, Mycosphaerellales, Extremaceae. The record is from RefSeq and is a predicted model, not a curated record. The coding region runs from base 1 to 960 and encodes 319 amino acids. The transcript has 2 exons.
AUGUCACAAAGAAGGGAAGAAGCUCGCCGAAGGGACGCGGAGAGAAACAUGCGCGCCUGUCGACAUUGCCAGCGUCAGGACAGGGACGAUUGCAAGCUCGACGACCCGUAUUGCAUCAGUUCGCAGGCCAGGAGGCCGGUGGCUCCUCGACCAGCGAUGCCACCGCAGCCAUCGUAUCAGCAGCCAGCACGUCCGCCACCAUCUGUGUACUCCCAGCAGUCGACGUACCCGCAACAGUCCUCGUACCAGUCCGCCUAUUCAGGACCCUCGGGGUAUACACAGCCAUCGUAUGCUGGCUCGUCGGGAUACGCUCCGCCAACGUAUCCACAGCCGCAACCGCAAUCGCCAUAUCAGCAACGGCAGUACCCACAACCGCAAUCGCCAUAUCAACAACGGCAACGUAAACACCAGGGUCCCCAGGAGCCAGGCGCCGAUCGAGUUGGUCAGGACAGAGCCGUUCAACAGGCUCUACGCGAGCAAAGUGACAAAGUGAAUCAGGCGAGAGAGGAAUACAGAGCCAGGCUCCGGUCGUCCGGGAGGCCAAACCCAGGCGCAAGCGAAGAUCGAAGCGCGAGGGCCAGAGCCACUCAAGCGCAAAGGGAAACAGCCGUUCAAACCCAAAAGGACAAAGACGUUCAACGGGCUGUAUACGAACAGACCGAGAAAAUAAGACGAGCGAGAGAGGAGCACAAAGCCAGGCUCCUGGGGUCCGAGGCACCGGACACAAGGCCUGCGCCUCGCAGGCAAAGGAAGACUGCCGAUGCGGGCGAUGACGAUGGCCCGGUAGCGCCGCAAAGGCGGCAAUCUCCAUCAGAAAGGCGACAGGCAAACGCCGAGAGUCAGGCCAGACGUAGGGCGAGGGCACAACGACCAACGUUCUCAGCUGAGGAUUUGGCAGAGCUUGGACGGCCGGUGAGUGAGGACGACUUUCGCCCAAAGCGCCGUCCCCUUCCUUCUUAA